Molecule: messenger RNA, 13906 nt
Organism: Pelobates cultripes (western spadefoot toad)
Lineage: Eukaryota; Metazoa; Chordata; Amphibia; Anura; Pelobatidae
Source: the annotation of a GenBank genome assembly
AUGGUCUUGGCGUCUGGUUGCCAUGUGGAUGACCUGGGUGAUGUCACGACGCAGUCCACGGUGACGUCAUCGAGGUCAUAGAGUAACCCGGUCAGACUCCGGGAAUAGCGGUCGCAGGGAGCACCCUCUAUGUUAUUGGGUAAGUGUAAUGUGGUGAUGGCUAUAUAAGAUUUUUUUUUUUUUUUUAAAUGUAAUGUUAUCCUGAUGAAAGUUUGGGUUGCAAACGGAAACGUUCACCGGGCAACGACACCAGUAAGUUGGAGUGCGAAUCUAUUUUUUCUGUGUGUGGGUGCGUGUGUUAUGUGUGUGCAUAUAUAGAAUUUUUUAAUUUUUUUUUUAUAUAAAACGAAUAAAAAUGCUAACUUCGGCCAGUGUUUAUGACUAAGUGGCUACUACAAAAGACUGGACAUACCCCAUUUUGAAUACCAUGGGUUGUCUACGUUUGAAAAUGGUAUGCCAUGAUGGGGUUAUUUGACAUUUGUGGGCUACCAUAUGGUCUCAAAAAGCAACACAGACCCAGCAAACUGAAUCGGGCAAGCCCUAUAUUGACCCUGUAACUUUUCUAUUGUUAUUCUCUGGAGCAGGGGUUCCCAAUUAAUUUUUCCCGAAAAAAAUGGCUAUUUAUUUUUUUAAAUGUGCUGGUGUGUCAUGGUGUGUAUAUCUGUGCUUGUAUGUGCCAGUCGUAUAUCUGACACACAGAUAAUCACACACACUGGCACACAGAUGUGUAUCUGUGUGUGUGUGUGUGUGUGUGUCAAGGUGUGUAUAUCUGUGUUUGGAUACGCCGGUGUGUGUAUAUCUCUCUGUGUGUGUAUGUAUCUGACACACUGAUAUACACUGACACACACUUAUACACACAGAUACACACUGACACACACAUCUUGACUCACAAAUACACACACAGUGACAUACACACUGACACACUCAGAUACACACACACAAACACACUGAUACAUACUGGCACACACACACUCUUUGACAGACACACAUACAAACACAUAUACACUCAUUGACAAGAACAGAUACAUUCUCACUGACAAACACAUACACUCACACACUCCCUGACAAGCACACAUUCACUCUCACUGACACUCACAAACACAUACAAACCCCCUAACAGACACACAUACAAUUUUUUUUAUUUUUUUUUAUUUAUUUUUUACAUUUUACUUCACCCAGCCCUCCUACCUUUGGGAGUGCUGGCAUGGAGUCUCUGGGGUCCAGUGGGGCUGGCUGCAGCUUGGCCGGCAGGCUGUCGGGAGGUCUGGAAGACAGGUGAGCGGAGGAGGCGGGCGGCAAGGGAGCUCUGAUCUCCCUGCUCAGCUCCCUUGUGCGCCUCUUAGUGAUGCCGGAGCAACGUCAUAUUACGGCUAUGGCAUCACUGCUGUGCGCGCGAGUGAGCUGAGCAGGGAGAUCACUGCUCCCUCGCCGCCUGCGGCCAUUGUAUUUUCAAAUUUUAAAAUCUUAUCAUGACGGUGAAUCACCAGUAAAAGUGCAGUUUUUGUGUAAAAAAAUAAAAAUGCAAAAACCAAAUAAAAACGCUAGCUUUGGCCAGCGUUUGUGGCUACUAAAUAAGACUGGACAUACCCCAUUUUGAAUACCGUGGGUUGUCUACUUUUACAAAUGUUAUGCCACGAUGGGGUAAAUUUUCAUUCCUGGGCUGCUAUACGGUCUCAAAGGCAACAUAGGCCCAGCAACCCAAUCUGGCAAAUUUCAAUGUGCAAAUAUGGAAAAGGGGAUAACCCUACAUUUGAUCCCUGUAAGUUUGCAAAAACCCAUUAAACCUGUACAUUGUGCCUCUAGGUAUUUAGUGCAUGUGGAAAAUCUCUUUUCAAGGCAUUUAUGCUUCUGCGCUGCAAUGCCAGCGGUAGUUCUAAUUCUGAGGUUUUCCCAUUGUAUUUUGUACCAGUACUUCAUUGGAGAGCUCAGUAAUAAAUCAUACCAUAGCUAUAAUCCCUUAGUUUUAGUGCUUCUAGUUUUCCAUUAUGUAAGUUAUCUUAAAAUAUCUUAAGCAUAGGAUUUGUCACAUAUGAGAGAAACCUUCUGGAAGAGACAUUUAUUGAUAAACCUUGAAAAGGAAUAGCAUGCCAUAUUGUGAUUGUAAAUGUGGAAUAAUGCACCUGGUUACCUUGAAGGACUGUAGAGCCAUGAAACGGUUUUAAUCAAUGAUGUUCAGCACUCUGCCAAUCUAAUGUGUCAUUAAAAUGUCUUUGUCACCUUCUAGGGUCUUUGCAUUAUUUGCAAAGAUCAUUGAUGGUGAUAUAAACGAUUGGUGCAGGGGAAAAAAGUUUUACAUACCUGCUGGCGUCAACGCUUUGCUCUCCCACAGGUGUACAGCAUGUGCAAGGUCAAUUGAUGUUCACUUGCAUAACAUUCAUGCUGAGGGGAGUGCUAGUGACAGCUUUUGUUUUUUCCUGCAGGUGAAGCUGGUGCAGCAUACAUACUCCUGUCUAUUUGGCACCUUCCUCUGUAACAAUGCUAAGGAGCGAAGUGAAAAGCACAUCCAAGAACGCACAUGCUCAGUUUGGUCACUACUGCGUGCCGGGAAUCGGGCCUUCAAAAAUUUGUUGUAUUCCUCUCAGUCAGAAACAGUAAGUUUGUUACCUGUUAUUCUACUGGCCUUUGGCAUGGUGUUUAGAUUUUUCAUUUUACAUGUACACUCCUUUGUACACCUUUGAACAUGCAAACUGCACUCUGAAAUUUAUUUAUUCUGAUUCUUAUUGCAGUUCUCUAAAACAUCCAGAUGCUCUCUCUUAAAUCUCUCCAUCCCAUCUAAUUAUAUGGAACGCAAAUUGCUGAAGUUUGCUUCCUGUAACCUAUCAUUGCCCCUCUUUGAUUCCAUGCUUUCUUAGGUACUGCAUCCUGUAUGCCAUGUGCGGAAUUUGAUGCUGUGGAGUGCAGUCUACCUCCCUGGAUCAUCCCCAUCCACACCUAGUGAAGAGUCUUGCACCCCCUAUCCUGCUUGUGGAUCAUCAGCAGAGGAGCAGCCUCUUUGCAGGUUGGCAGGUUUUAUAUCAUAUGAGAUCCACCUCCCUCACGCGCUUAAAACCAACUUCAAGGCUAUCAUCAAACAUACAGUAAAUAAGAGGAAAAACUUUUUAGUAAGCUCUGAUUUUUGCACGUUGUAACUGAGGAAUUUGAAAUUUAGGUCUGGUAGGCCUGAGGUACUGUGCUCACAGAAGAAAGUUUAGGGACAGCUAUGAGGGUAAUAUGUCUGCACAGUCCACCAGCACAGGACAAAAUAUAAUAAGCGUAACCUGCUUGGAUUAGCUGAUUAAUCUGUGCCUGCUCACUGGCUUUUCAUUUGCUGAAGAACACCACUUCCUUCUGUAAUUACUUCAGCACUCCAGUGUGCCUGGCUCCCCCUCCCUAAAGAUCUAGUAAGGUGCUGAUUAGUAACAGUUUGUCUUCUUACCUAGGGUCCACCAGGUGCCGCUAUGUGAUGCUACUCAACUGGAAGUUUUCUGCAGAGUUAUGCUUGGUAGUGCAGGAUUUAGCUCAUUGGCUGAGAGCGAUCAGGUGCUUCUUACACCCAACGAGCUGCUUAACUCCGCUUUGGAUAGCAAAUGGAAGCUCAUGAGCAGGAGCUUCCAGCCCUCCUCAAGGCUCGGUGGGGGUGGCACAUGGCAGAUCCCAGAUAAGAAGUCAAACUGUUUCACUGUUUUGUUUUGAUUGUGGACAUUCUAGGGCACUCCUGGAACAAUAACCACCAUGCCAUUUGUAACCCUUUUAAAUUUUUGGUAGAAUGCUAUUAGCUGAGAUCAACUGUCAUUAUACCAGGUUCCAAUUAACUCUCGGCUCCUGUGAGCCGAACACAUUUCUUACACUUGAAGGGGCACUUUAGCCACUACAACUUAUUACAGUGCUUAGAGUAAAUAGAAUUUAGGCACUGUUGAUGUGAUUUGUGUCAAAUCUGUCUUUUUAACAAUAAACAGAACUUUCCAAAAACGUCAAGCUUCUCCACUCUGAUCUUUAGUAUUUUUGUUUCUAUAAUUAAAGGAUCUCCAACAAAUAAAUUGCUGGAUUUACUAUAAGAGUUGAUUUCUUAAAUCACCUUUCUGUUGAGUUUGCAUUGCUUUUAACAACUAACUGUUAAUUCUGAUAUUGGUUCUGCAUUCACAAUGUUACACUUCAUUUCAAAUUGUAAAUUUCUUACAUCACAUUAGGGGGAAAAUGCUAUGUUGCUUUAUUGACAUGAAAUGUUUGAUAACCUAUUUUCAUUUUAAUGCAUACCAUGUUUAUGCAAAAAUAACUUGUAGCGUUGAAGGCUAAACAGAUCUGAAUUAAGUAUUCCUCUCUUGCAACUGUCAUUAGUCUAAUACUAUCCUUACCUUUUGUGUCCCUUUACCCCACUCCCUCUAGCAUGUAAGCUCAUUGAGCAGGGCCCUCAAACCCUCUGUUUCCUGUGUGUCCAACCUAUCUGGUUACAACUACGUUUGUUCGUCCACCCACUGUAACGCGCUGCAGAAUUUGUUUGCACUAUAUAAAUAAUAAUAUUUGUACUUACUAAUUUGUUUUGUUUCCAUCCAGGUUACCCAAGACCCGUUCAUAUGAUGACAUACCAACAACCUGUGACAUGACUGUACCUUGCACGAACAGACGCAGCAGUGAUCCAAGCCUCAAUGAAAAGUGGCAGGAGCAUCGACGUUCUUUGGAAUUAAAUAGCCUGGGGAACCCUGGGGAUGAUCUUCAAGAGGGAGAAAGGCUGUCACUGGGGGCACAGCUUUCAAUGGCUGCUGGUGUUGGGGAGGGACAGAUGGAGAACAUCUUGCAGGAGGCUAGCAAAGAGGAAGUGGGGAAUGAAGAACACACAGGUAAACCAGGAAUUGGGGUAGGGAGGACGGGGAUCACAGAGGAAGCAGAUAAUCAUGAGGAGUCAGAGCAAACUGGACAAAAGGAGGAAGGGACUAUUACAGAUUCUUCUGAAAUUGAGAGCUCUGAAGGAGAGUGUGAGAGGUUUGUGGGAACAACAAUUGCAAAUCCAGAGAGAUUGUGUGCUGUUGCUGACCUUUCAAACAAGGAAGAUUGUGAGAAGUAUAAUGCAGAUGUAGUAGAUUAUUCUACUCCAGUAACUUCUGAAGAGGAAGUAGAACAUGAUGUUCCCAAAGAGUUUACAUCUAAUGCCUCUGAACCAGAAGUGGGAGAAGGAGAACUAGUGGCAAAAUUGGAAAGUGAAAUGCAGGGCAUUUUCAACAACCCUUCCCCAACACUUUCAUCACAUCCAGUGCUGGAUGAAUCCACAGACACCCUGACAGAUGACUCUCCGACUUCCUGGACUUGCAGGAUGGAUCAUGUGAGUGCAGCAAAUCAACUGUCUCAGAGUCCUGGUGAGGUAAUUCAGGAUGGCCUUAUUAUGGUGGGACUGCAGAGCCAUAGUGAAAGGACGUGUUCCCCUUCACCCCUCAGUCAUAGUGCCUUCCCAAAAUCUGAAUGCAUAGCAGACACUCCGUGUAACAUUGACCAAUCUUCUCCUCCCAUUCCUGAUGAGCCAUGUCUCAAUGGAGACAACCGAAGAGGAAUGCAGACACUUUCUCGGCAAAAUUCUUGCACAUCCCACUCCCAGACCCAGCUAAGAAACAUCCCACACAAGUGCCCAUUGCAUGGUGGUGGAAGAGCUCGUGUGGGAAAUACCCCUGAGCAACCCGCACGAAACCAUCUAGAUGAUGAUGGAAUGCCACUCUAUGUAGAUGCAAUCCAACAAAGGCUCAGACAGAUGGAGAGUGGUCACCAGCAGGAGGUGGAAACCUUGAAGAAACAGGUGCAAGAGCUUCGCUGCCGUCUUGAAAGCCAUUUACAUAAUAUCCCACAAAAUUUCAAUGGGGAAUUUACAGAUGAGGUGGUGAGUACUUUUGCGUAAUUAAGUGUUUGGGUUUGUUGGUUAAUCACUUUUAGGCAUAUAUGAAAUCACUGUUGAUAACUUUUAUAAUGGGUCUUUUUGAGUUGUAGAAAUCAGUAAUUCCUAAUUAGAGUUACUUGCAACGGAGUCUGUACUGCAGAUGAUGAUGGCAUCCAAGGAUCAGAAACUUUAGACAUGAUGCAGUUUUGAGCAUUUCUACCCACUUCCUGUAUGAUCUUGCACCCUACAGACCUCAAUCCCUGAUUCUGAAAGCAACCGGGAUCCCAGCUGUUUGUCAGGCUGCAGCACAGAACCAUUCUCUGAAGCCAGCUGGGAGCAGGUGGACAAGCGGGACACAGAGGUACAGCUACACUCUGCUCUCCACUCUGCUCUCCACCAUCAUCAUACCUUCUCUUUUUCUGUGGCAGUGUUCUGCAUGGAAACGGAGCUUACUGGAUUUGAUGACAGAUAAGGACCACUUAUCCCUUUCCUUACUUACUUGAACUCUUAAGACCUUGUCUGUGCUUGAUUUUGCUUUUGUGACCUGGCUAACUGUAAGCGUGUCCCAAUCAGUAUAGCCCUCUAGCAUUCUUUGAGGCUAUUCCAUUUGUGGGUUUUUUUUUUUUUCCCCCAUUUUGAAUAUUCUUGCAUUUCUUUAUUUGCGUUAUAGUUCUAUUGUAUCCUCUAGGGAUCGACCGAUAUUGAUUUUUUUUUUUUUUUGAGCAGAGACCGAUAAUAUGGGAACUUUCAGGCCGAUAGCCGAUAACUUACCGAUAUUCUGUACAUUUACCAUUUUGAAAAAAUAAACUAUUUCUAAAGGUAAAUGCACAAAAUAUACAUGCCACAUGUAGUGGAUGCAGUGUGUUCAGACAGUGGAGCUGUGUGUGUAGUGGAUGCAGCGUAUAUUUGUGUAGUGUGUGUAUAUAAUGAAUGCAGAGUGUGUUUGUGUAGUGUGUGUGUGUAGUGGAUGCAGUGAGUUUGUGUAGUGUGUGUGUGUAUAUAUAUUAUACUGAACGCAAAGUGUGUGUAUAGUGAAUGCAGUGUGUGUAUAGUGAAUGCAGUGAGUUUGUAUAGUGUGUGUGUGUGUGUGUGUGUGUAUAUAUAUGUAUAUAUAUAUAUAUAUAUAUAUAUAUAUAUAUAUAUAUAUAUAUAUAUAUAUUGAACUCAGUGUGUCUUUUGUGUGUAUAGUGAAUGCAGUGAGUUUGUAUAGUGUGUGUGUGUGUAUAUAUAUAUAUAUAUAUAUAUAUAUAUUGAACUCAGAGUGUGUCUUUUGUGCGUAUAGUGAAUGCAGAGUGUUUGUGUAGUGUGUAUAGUGAAUUCAGUGUGUUUGUGUAGUGUGUAUAGUGAAUUCAGUGUGUUUGUGUAGUGUUUAUAGUGAAUUCAGUGUGUUUGUGUAGUGUGUGCAUAGUGAAUUCAGUGUGUUUGUGUAGUGUGUGCAUAGUGAAUUCAGUGUGUUUGUGUAGUGUGUGUAUAUAAUGAAUGCAUUGUUUGUGUGUGUAUGUAUAUAAUGAAUGCAUUGUUUGUGUGUGUAUGUAUAUAAUGAAUGCAUUGUUUGUGUGUGUAUGUAAUGAAUGCAUUGUUUGUGUGUGUAUGUAAUGAAUGCAUUGUUUGUGUGUGUGUAGUGUAUAUAUAAUGAAUGCAGAGUGUGCAGUGUGUGUAGUCUGUAUAAUGAAUGCAGAGUGUGUGUUUCUGUAGGUAUGUAAUUUGUGUAAAAUUAAAGGGGGGGGCAUUUUUAUUUAUUUUUUAAUUUGAAUUUAUUUUUAUAUAUAUAUAUAUGAAAAAAACCUUUUUAGUCCCCCCACCCCCCCUGCUUCUUACUUGGUCAAGGAGGGAGAAUAUGGCAUUCCCUGCGGGCCCACAGCAAGCUCUUACUUACCUUCCCAGCAGCUCCCCUGUCUAAAUCUCGAUAAAACGCUCUGACGGACGCGGGACUCGUGAGAUUUAGACAGAGGAGCUGAAGGGAAGUAAGAGCUUGCUGCGGCCCUCCCUCCCCCAGUACCGCCGGGCUUGUCAUGGGCCCGGUGGUCCUGGUAUGUAUUAUUGGCAUCUCUAUAGGCCGGUACCGAUAUUGCCGAAAAUACCAAAUCGGCCGAUAAUAUUGGCCAGACUGAUAAUCGGUCGAUCCCUAGUAUCCUCCGAAGUACAAAAUAUAAAACCAGAACAAAAUGAGUUUAGAGGGUGGGGGAGCCCAUAAAAGAUUGUUACAUACUUUAUACCGAUUAUUACUUUAUACCGAUUAUUACUUUAGUUUCAUCUGGUAAUUGGCAUACAGCAGAUUGCAUUCCUGUAAUUAACAUGAGUAUAUAUUCCAGUUUUUCUUGCCUGCAAAUAAUCGCACUGGGUGUUUUUAUAACAUGAGUAACCCAGAGUAGCCAACAGGUAGCCCUCCAGCUGUAUAGCGUAAAACUCCCAUCAUGCAAGUAAUAGACAAACUGGCUAUAUACCCUUUAAAUGAAGUUGCCCAACAAUUUUUAUUUUAUUUUAUUUUUUUAUGGAAUUUGAUUCGUGAAAAAACAUUUGCCUUGCAAUUUCGUAAGAAACACAAAAACUGAGCAUUUUUUGUAAUGGUUAAUCUGCACUUUGAUAAUUUUCGACUGAUGUCAGGGAAAGGGUGAUUGAUUUUAUGUUUGUUAAUAAAACACUUAAAACACUGUCUGCCCUUUUUGCAAACGCAUACUUUGAAUGAAAUUAUUUGCUAUUUCUAUUUCCUUUUAAAACAAAUGCAUGCAUAUAUUCCAUCCUCUGUGAUUUAGUACAUCACCAGUCUGGUUUGGCUUUCUAAAAUUCCCUCACUGAAUUCUUUGUUUUCUUGUUGUGAUGGUAGAAAUAUUACUGUGUAUGUAAUGGUCUUGCCACAUGCAAUUUAGACCUCUGCAUUUUAUGGUAAACAUUUGAGAGUACCCCAAGAACUGCUAAUAGUCGUCUCUUUUCACCUUUACUAAUGUGAUUACUGUUCACAUUCUGCUAUUGUGAUCUCUUCAAGCAUAAAGUCAGCUUUCGCUUUCAACUUCAAUUUGAACUAGAUGGAAACAUUUUAUCUUAUCUUUUUGUAUUUUUAGGUGACAAGGUGGCUACCAGAUCAUCUAGCUGUGAACUGCUAUAACUGUGAGAGCAAGUUCUGGUUAGCAAGCAGGAAACAUCACUGUAGGUAAGAAGCAGAGAGUCCCACUAAGCCCAGCUGCCAUGUUCCAAAAUACUGAUAAACGCAGAGACUCUAUUGGAAUCCUUCCUACACUCAGCCGUGUUUCACUCCUUACAGGAAUACAGAAGCUGUGGCUGAAACGUGGUGAGCUUCUGUUGAGGUCGGUCAGUCAGUUUGUCCAUUUACAAUCACCAAACUAACAGUGUUCCUACCUUCCCACCCUGAUUUCUUCAGCACAUACACAUCAUGUCACUGGGAAGGUUUGAAGGAGCAAAGAGAUGCCUUUAUUUAGAGAGUCCCAGACAGUCUUGCUAUAAUAGAGUUGUAUAUGCUGAAUGAAAUGAACAGCUUACAUGCUGCGUGUAUGUGUGUGCUUAUGUCAAUAAUUUUUAUUUAUAUAUUUUUCAUACCCUUUUAGAUGUUAUUUUGGACAAAUAAAGUCCAGAUUAUUUAAAUGGUAUCUGAUGAUGCCCUACUAAUUGUAACUUUAAGUGCCAAUUCAUUUGUUGGUAAUAUUUUUUUAAACUUUAAUUUGGACAUCCAAGCAAACAAAGCCCAUGAAAAAGACAAUGGUACACCACUCCAUUUAUUUCAAUGUAUCCUGUCACCUAGCUAAAGUUUGCAUUAUUACUUGUGUCCUAGACAUUUGAACUGUUGUUUAACAGCAAUGACUGACACUUCCUACAAAGUGUCAAGUAUUGAGGUUUUUGUUUAAUUUAAUUAAAAAUCAAAACCAGGAAGUGUGUCAAAACUGGAAAGUUCUAUGCUGUAAUAUUUACAUUUGAAAAAUUAUCUAGCUUGACUAUUCCAUCUUUGCUAAAAUGGCUUAAAAAUUGUAAAUUGUAACACCUUAAAAUUUUAAGUCAGACCGUCGUUCCCCUUUCAAUCAUUCACCCUCCUUAGCGGUGUUUAUGUGAUUGUUAGUGUUCCUUAUAAAAUACUAACAUAGUUAGUACCGUAUAUACUCUAGUAUAAGACGAGUUUUUCGGCACAUUUUUCACUCUUCUUAUACUCGAGUCACUGUCUGUAUUAACUUACAUUGCCAUAAUGCAGACAAGGACCGCCGGGCUCAUUACAAGCCCGGCGGUCCUGUUGGGGGCUGGCAGGAAGCAUUUACUUACCUUUCCUGUCAGCUCCCUUCUCUCUCCUCCGGUCCGGUCAGCUCCUCUGCAAGUCUCGCAACGCUCCGCGUGGCAGUCAGACCGCGAGACUUACAGGGGAGCUGACCGGACCGGAGGAGAGAGAAGGGAGCUGACAGGAGCUGCAGGGAAGGUAAGUUACAGCUCUCUACCAACCCCCCUCCUACACAGCCCAUCCACUGGACCACCAGGGAGUGAGAGCCCCCCUCCCUGGCCAUGUAUCAAGCAGGGAGUGGGGACGAAAAUAAAUAACAUAAAAAUUUUAAUAAUAUAAAAAAAAUAUUAAAAUAAUAAUAUAAAAAUGCCCACCCCCCCACCAAGGCUCUGCAUCACAUACACACACACACUGCACUCAUACACACACACACACACACACUGUAAAUAAAUAUUCAAUUAAUAUAAUUUUUGGGGGAUCCAGUUUUAUUUAGAAAUUUACCAGUAGCUGCUGCAUUUCCCACCCUAGUCUUAUACUCGAGUCAAUAAGUUUUCCCAGUUUUUUGGGUAAAAUUAGGGGUCUCGGGUCGACUUAUACUCGAGUAUAUACGGUAUUUAGUAAAGUGAGUUUCAAAUAUACAGGCAGAGUAGGUGAACUGAAAGCAAAGUUGACUUAGAGAUUUUUUUCAGUUCCGCUAUUUUGGCCGUAAAGGAACACUCCACUGCUCAAAGACAAAAUGCAUAAAAAUCACUGUUUAGUAGUUAUACCCCAAAUUAAAACCUUUUCAUACAUUUAACUUUGCAUUUUUCCAUUUGGGAUAUAUCUAAAAACAACUUGCAAACCCUCCCCUUCUAACCCUCCAAGACUACCUGUGACUGUCCAAUCACAGACUUCCCAAUGCAGCUCAAUGAAAAUUAUUUGAAGGCAGGUCCUUUGAGCAAUUGCUGCCUCUUGAGUUUAGCUCCAUUGAGCUAACCAAACCAAGAAGUGACAGGAUUGUUUGUCUGCUUGAAAGCCAAAUGAGUGUUAGCAGGUUAAUUUAUAAAAGUGUCAAUUUCUUGCAAAAUGAAAAAAGAGGACACACUCUUCACACAUUAAGCUUUUCAGCAAGUUAAAGUGCUUUAGGGGUCUUGAGUGUCCUUUCAAAAGGGACACUCCAGACACCAUAGCCACUUUAUCUAAUUUAAGUUGUUAUUGUGCCAGGAUGCCUCUGGGCCAACCCUUGGCUUAAGGGGUUCUCUAACUGUUUAACCCUAAAGUGUACCUCCAAUGCCAAUCCUAAGAUUCCCAAGCAACAACCGACUUCUGAAUCUCAGUUUCAGGAAGCGCAGGGGCAAUACUGAUUGUCUUUAAACUCUAAGCCAAUCAGUAGCUCCCCAUUAAUACUACGGAUUGAGUUAGAGAGCCUCAUGCCACUGUGACAUCACUAGAUGUGUAGAGGUGAGCAGCGCAGAGGAAGUCUGUGCACUGUAAAAAGGUGAGUAUAUUCUUUUACAUUUUUAUUGCACUCAGCAGUGGGACUGAAAAAGAGUGGGGACAGGGACACUAUAGCGUUAGGAAUACAGAUUUGUAUUCCUAAUGCAAUAUUGUUCCUUUAAAGUAAUAGUCGCCUAACAUGAUGUUGUUAUAGUCAUAAGUAAAACAUCCUACCAAACCACUCUACUUCAUAGUAAUGCCCUGUUGAUGUAUUGGUUAGUAUUAGGCUCUGGAACUAUUUGGGGCUUUUUCUUUUUCCCCAUUCACAGUCUUUAGCUAAAUUGUAUGUUUGUAGAAUGGUGUAUUUGUGCUAAUGGCAAUGAUGGGGAUAGAUUUCUAGGAACUGUACAGAGAAUGCAAUAGGAAUAUCUUCUGUAUAUGUACUGUGGGCUGGAGGAAGUUGAGAUCUAUAUAUAUGGGGGAAGCAGUUAGAGGGUCAAUUAGAAGGUCAAAAGAAAGUGAAAUAAAAUUGGGGCAGUAUCGAAACCAAAAAAAGUUUGGCUUUUAUUUUUUUUUUGGUGUGGCUUUGGCAGCUUUUUGCGCUUGGUGCCUAGCGGCAGGGGGCAUACCAUUUAGCAACAGUUUGCCACUUACCUGGUUCCACCUGGCAUCGAGCCUUCAGACAUGGCUGCUAACCAGCAUCAGGCUUCUGCAGAGCCAAUCCUGAUGUUCAUUCAUUUCCUGAGCGCAUCAGCUAAUUUUUUGUUCUCGGCCGGCUAAUGAUGUACUAAUGACGCUGCUGGAGGUGGAAUUACACUUCUUACACCAACAUUAAAAUAUUUGAGCAUGAGCAGUGUUUCUUAUUGAAACUUUGGAUCUACAGACUCCAAGCACUAUCACUACUUCAAAACAUGGGAGUGAACAUGGUGUUUUGACAAACCCUAAAGAAAAGUUUCCGAUACCAUGGUUUAUGUCAGAAUAUGUAAAUGGUGUCCUACAUUAGGAUCUACAAUAUAUAGGAAACAAAUAUUAUAGAUUAUCCACCAACUCUGAAUAAAUAAUAAACCUACCACUGUAUGUUUUGUGUAGGCAUUGUGUUGAUCUAUCUUCUGUCUAAGAAACUGUGAAUGGCUAACCAAAUGCCUAUAAUUUGUGGAUUUUCUGAAAGCAGUCAUUCUCCCUUUUUGAGAUUGCUUUAUGAUACAGUGCAAUAAUUGAUUGUAUAUAUUUAGACACUAAAGCACUUACACAUAGCAACUUUUAUAUCUCUAUAGCUCUGGUUUCAGACCUGAUAAGUCACAGUAAAAUAUCAGACAUCUUCCUAUGUACAGGGUCUUUUUGGACAGCUGUCCGAAGCAGCAACAUAGAUUAGACAGCCAACUCCUCCUUUACCUCCAUGUUCACACCAUUUCGUUGUAGGUAGUGCAUGUUUGUGUAGUACAAAUAUUUGGACAACUGAGGCCAUAAAAUCUCUGCAGCUGAGUGGGUAGUCUAUGAUGCUUGGGAAUUUAUUUUGUCACGUUUCUUGAGUACAGUUUGUAAAAAAGCCAAAUGACUGCACUCAUUGCUUCCCAGCAAUAUACCACUUGCAUUAUAAGCAGUGUUUAUGAUGAUUGAAAUGUCUCUUUAUUAUGAAUGUGUUUAUAGAAUAGUGUGUAUAUUUAUAUAUUGUAACCAGUUUGGGACAAACCAGUUCUUUUGGUAGUGUUUUAUCACCAUCACAUUAUUAUUGUUGUGCAUGUGCUAUAUCCUUCUCCUGAGCACGCACACUUACUGCAGUUGCAUGCUUUUUCAAUAGAUUUGUCAAGCCUUGUUUCCUUGUGUCUCUUCUAAUACCUACAGAAUUCUGUCAUUGCACUGUAUAAAAGGCUUUAUUCAAACAGCGGUUCAUACCACAAAAAACAAACAUGCUUUUUAUGCGGAAUUACCAAGCUUAUGUAUUUAUUGUGCAUUUCUGUGCACUGCAGCAAAAUUCAUAUUGCUUGUCCACCAACCCAUGAGACCAAAAAUGGCAGCAUUUUAUUUACAAAUCAAUUCCUACUUAUGUUAAACAUGGGUUUAAAUAUUGGCAAUUUGUUGCGGUUUUAAAGACUCUAUCAUUAUUGUAUCCUACCAGCACAGGAAAUAUAAUGUGGUUGGUGAAAAAUAAAGUAUGUUGUUUUUUUGGGUUGUGCCAAGGCAUCUUCCAUCAGUGAUAUGCAGCUACAGUGCUUGAGGACUUGCUAACCCUUUGUGUUACACAGUUUAAAUAUGUUGUUCUCUCUCUCUCUCUCUCUGAAAGGAAUUGUGGGAAUGUUUUCUGCUCCAGCUGCUGUAAUCAGAAAAUGCCAGUUCCUAGCCAGCAACUAUUUGAGCCCAGCAGAGUUUGUAAGUUGUGUUACAGCAACUUGCACCCCAGCCUGGAACUGGAAAACCCCAUUACGGCUUCUUCUAACUAG